CUUAUUUUAUAGCAAUGAAAGAUUUCGCUUCAAACGACAAAAUACUUCAGGUACAUUCGGCAUCAUUGUAUAGCGAGGACCACCAUGAAUGGAAGUAAAUCGAGGACUCUACAGGGCGUCUCCUGGUCGGAACCAAAGCACGCGUCACGCAGGAAGCUUACCACCGGACACACGCACGCAUACAGCAUAGGACAACCACUUAUUACUUGUAAUAAGUAUUAUGCUUACGUAAUCAGAUUACAGAUGAAAAAUAAUUGUAAUACAUUUACAUGAUAGAUUCAAAGGAAUUGUGCUCUAUGACAGAAAUGACAGAGUAUGAGAUGGAACCAUCACAGAGAAAUGUUUUCACUGCAUGGCAAUAUCGUCAUCUCUUCACAUUCCAAAAUCUGCGUGGCAAGAAUGUAGUUGUGAUGUGCAAUUUGUGCUUGCCAAAGGUUAAUUUGUUGUCAACAUCCAGAUAUUCGACAUCAAAUUUGAAGAAGCACUUGGAGAGAAGACACACAGGGCUUUUCGAGGUGUUCAAAACAAAAAUACCUCGAGUCAAACAAGACAAAAUCCUGGAACCCGAGCCCAGCACGAGUGACCAACUGAUGUACUGGGAGCCUUCUGUGAAGGAGGUCAAAGUUGAAGCUGCUGGACAAUUUGAACACGAAGUGAUGCAGGACGAAUCACAGGCAGAGGUGGAUUCGCUCAUCUUCAAUUUCAUCAUGGAGGACCUGCAGCCUCUUUCUCUGCUGGAGCAGCCUGCCUUCAGGAAGCUCAUUGAAGGGAUAAGUGGUGGCAUGACAGUCAUGACAAGAGAGACACUGGUGGAGCGGCUUACGAGAGAUCAGACACAAAUGAGAGAGGAGCUGAAAGCGAAGCUGGAUGACGCCCUCUAUGUGUGUACAACCGUAGAUAUCUGGACGGCUCACAAGAAGAGUUACCUCAGCAUGAUGUGCCACUGGGUAGACCCGAAUGACCUGUUGAGGAAGUCGGUUGCUCUCGCCUGCACCAGGAUUCGAGGCAGACUCACGUACGACACAGUCGCUUCAAAGAUUCACGAGGUCCAUGUAGCAUACAGCAUUGAAAAUAAAGUCCAAGCAAUGGUAACCGACAGUGGCAGAUGCCGUGUCCAAGCUUUCCAUGAGUUUCUGUAUGUUGAGGACCAGGAGGAUGAAGGUGAACAGUGGGAAUUUGUAGAUGUAAAUGCCCUCCUUGCUACACCACCACAAGAGGGCGCUGUCAUCUUUUUGCCCCCUCACCAACAAUGUGUUGUGCACUUGCUCAGUUUAGUUGCCACUGAAGACCUCGUGAAAGCGCUAGCACAGCACACAGACAGUGUGUACUCCAGUGCUAUGGCUAAAUGUUCAACUCUGUGGAGUAAAGUCCAUCAGCCUUCAGAGGCUAUAGAGGACAAAAAGAGGGAUUCACGGAUCACUCGCUGGAGCUUUGAGUAUAAGGCUGUGGAUGAUUUGAUGUCUCUCAACUACGUCCAACUCACGGAACUCUGUGACCAAAAUGGUGUGGCUAAGAUGCUUUUGAACGAAGUUUCCUUCUUGAAGGAGUAUGUGGAUGUCUUGAAGCCGUUGGCAAUCUCUCUCAACCUCUUUCAAGGGGAAGAGAGAUGCUUCUUUGGUCUGGCCAUUCCCACAUUGCUCACCCUGAAGCAGAAGCUGAGCGAGAAGAUAAACACAACAAGCUUCUUCUCCUCGAACGUCAUCAACGCUGUCCUCGCAGGGAUAGACAGAAGGUUUGCGCCAAUCUUCUCCAGUCAGACUGCCAAAAUGGCGGCUGCGACUAUGCCGCAGUUUCGCCUGUGGUGGCUGUCCGGAGCUGAAAGAGAAGAGCUACGAACGACCUUGAUGGCGGAAGCAGCUCACCUGGACCUAGACAAUGAAGAGGCAGACAAUGGUGACUACAAGCUGGAGGACGAUUUCUUCAACUUCGGACCUGGAGGCUCAAGCAAUCGACAAGGUUCAAAAGGGGAGGUUUUACGAUACCUCGAUGGGACAACAAAGACGCUGCAUUGCCUCCGAGACUUUCCGAGCAUCAACAAGCUCUUCCUCAAGUUCAACACCGUCCUGACAUCUAGUGCUCCCGUAGAUCGUCUCUUCAGCCAUGGAGGAGGUUUCUGCACUCCCCAGCAGAGCUGUUUAAGCGAUGAACAUCUUGAACAAAUGCUUCUCUUACGCUACAAUGGGUUGCCCAGUUGCCUUUGACUGAUCGGAAAAAACACAACAGUAUGACAGCUGUUUCAGUCCGUCAGUUUGCCUUUUUGAGCUGUACUUUUUGUUUUUGAAAACAAUAUGUUGACAUGUAUAAAAGUUCAUUUGUUGACAUUUCUGUCCUGCAAGUCAUACAUUUUGUGGAACAAUACUUGUUCAGCCUUUUAUCUCCAUGUAACACGUAAAGGUGACUAACCCAAUACACUUUGUCAGCACAUUUCUACUCCCAGUCCUCUGCAUUCUGCGUGUGCUCAGAAACCGUUUGUUGUCCAUACUGUCCUGGCUCUGUAAAUGAGAAACAAACAUAGUAGCUCGAACCGAGCCAUAAACACUUCCAGCCAAUCAACAUGUUGCCUCAGGAGCAUGGAAAGGAGGGGGUGUUAUUUGUGGUUUGUGAUUUGUGAUUUAACCUUUUGCCAGAAUCGCGGACUGGCAUGCAGGAAGUCUAUGUAUACUUACUCAGAUUAGCCUUAUUAUUUUUGGUGCAGAUUAUGUGCAAAGAGUUUGUGGUAACAGGCUAUUUCCAAGUUAUCUUAUCCAGCCCAACUAACAUGUAUACAUUUACAAAUACUAACACAGGCUCACAUUAAAAUACAUUGCCGUUGAUUUGAUAAAACACACUACAAGCACUUGCAGAUUGUUUUAGUACGGUCGCAGGAUUGUACAAACUCGAUGAAAUCCGCAAUGAAAUCCACAAAUGUAGACAAUGGGUGGUACGCAGACGAUCGGUGGUAACGGGAAGUAUUUCUUGAUUCUGAUUGGUUAAGACCUAUCACCUGACCGGAACAGAAAACACGAUACGUUUGAUUGGGUAAUACCAGGACCUUUACUUUUUCGUUGAGUAACGGUGUCGAUUGCCUGAUCUACGAUCUUUUUUUGAAUUUGAGUUAAUCCAUGUCCACCAAAUAUGAAAAUUAUUACUAAUAAAUGUUUUUCAGAGUAAUAAAAAACCUUGGUGAUAGAAAAUAUUAACAAAAGGUUUCAAAAGAAUGUCUUUGAAACAAAUCUAUUUACUUUGAAAUAAUCUUGAAAGUGACACAUAACUGGUUCGAAAUUAAAGUUAUGUACUGACAGCUGAGAACUUACACAUUAUAGCCAUCAGCAAAGCUAUCAAUAAAUACAAUGUAUUUCAGAUUGGUCGGUAUCCUGAAAAUGCCUUCAUUCAUUCAUGUAUUUGUUUGAGAAGGUAUGUGUGUGUGUGUGUGUGUUUAUGUCCAAUAUAUGUCCAUUCUAGUACUGUUCAUAUUAAUACAUUACUUUGCAGAUUAGUUUACUAACUAUUCAAUAUUCCCAUUUUAUAUUUGCUUCUGAGUGCAUUUUAUGUAAUCCAAACAUCUUGCUUGUUCAGUGUUUCACACUUAAUCCUCCUUCCUGGAUAUGUUAUCAGUACCAAUCGAUGCCAUUGAUCAAAUGCCUCCAUCGAUUCUGCCCCUGUGAUUCUGUUUUUAAGCCUUAAUGUCAGACUUAAGCUAUAGGAGGAAAUGUAUGUCAGACUUAAGCUAUAGGAGGAAAAGUAUGUGCUGGAAAUUGUAUUGAUUUGGUUCCUACAUUAAAUGUCACAUGAAUGCAAA
Messenger RNA from Clupea harengus (Atlantic herring), 3778 nucleotides. RefSeq lists its product as uncharacterized. The record is from RefSeq and is a predicted model, not a curated record. Lineage: Eukaryota; Metazoa; Chordata; Actinopteri; Clupeiformes; Clupeidae.